Messenger RNA from Penicillium manginii, 1164 nucleotides. RefSeq names its product Gfo/Idh/MocA family protein. The transcript is spliced from 4 exons. The record is from RefSeq and is a predicted model, not a curated record. Lineage: Eukaryota; Fungi; Ascomycota; Eurotiomycetes; Eurotiales; Aspergillaceae. Bases 1 to 1164 code for a protein of 387 amino acids. Gene Ontology annotation, molecular function: nucleotide binding.
AUGGCUUAUAAUCUUCGAUGGGGCAUCCUUGCCACCGGUGGGAUUGCAGAAACCUUUGUGAAAGAUCUGCUACUGGACCCGACAAAGCGAGGAGUCACAGACGUCGCCCAUACAGUAGUCGCUGUAGCCUCAUCUUCAUCCAAGUCGUCAGCAGAUUCAUUCGUCGAAAGACUCCAGAUUCCCGCACCAUGCGCAACAUACGGAUCUUACAAAGAAGCCGUUAAUGACAACAACGUGCAAGCAAUCUACGUGGCCAGCCCACACUCCCACCACUUCCAGCACGCAAUGCUAGCCCUCGAAGCCGGGAAACACGUUCUCUGCGAAAAAGCCUUCACCGUCAACGCAGCCCAGGCCAAGAUCCUCUGCGAAACCGCCAAGCAGAAGGGCCUGUUUCUCAUGGAAGCCGUAUGGACCCGGUACUUCCCGCUGAGCAUCCAAGUGCGACAACUGGUGCAGUCCGGGGCUAUUGGCGAGGUGCUGCGUGUAAUCUCGGACCUGAGUAUCGGGGGCGAGCCCGAAACUGCCUGGGACUCGAGCCAUCGCAUGAUUAACAAGGACCUAGCUGGCGGUGCCUUGCUUGACUUGGGUGUAUACGCUCUAACAUGGGUAUUCCAAAUCCUUUACCACACCUUACCGCGCUCUCAGCGCAGAGAGCCAUCCCAGAUCUUGUCGAGUAUGUCCAAGUAUCCUCAAACCGGAGCAGACGAGUCAACAACCAUGCUCAUAACAUUUCCCACUACAACGCCAUCGGCCCUUUCCAACCGAACCUCGGAAGCUGUGGCGAUGACGGCCUUCCGCGUGGCCACAGACCCGGAUAAUCGUGGCUCUGCCGGUCCCUCUAUCCAGAUACAGGGGACCAAGGGCCACAUUCUGAUCUUCGGACCUGCGUACGGUCCAGAGCGAUACCGCGUUGUACCGAGUAGUGGGUCGGGAGACCUGACAACCAUCCAGGAUGUCCAUAUGCCUAUCCCUGGCGGUGCGCGCGGUAUGUUUUGGGAGGCUGAUGAAGUCGCUCGUUGUUUGCGUGAUGGGAAGCUUGAGAGUGAUACCCUUCCUUGGGAGGAGAGUAUUGCGAUUAUGAAGGUUAUGGAUCAGGUUCGGGAACAAGGGGGGCUGGUUUAUCCGGAGAAUAUUGAGUCGACAGUUUACCCGUUAGAUCUAUGA